Messenger RNA from Monoraphidium neglectum, 780 nucleotides. RefSeq names its product Ribosomal RNA large subunit methyltransferase N. Bases 1 to 780 code for a protein of 259 amino acids. The record is from RefSeq and is a predicted model, not a curated record. NCBI's taxonomy places the organism in Eukaryota, Viridiplantae, Chlorophyta, Chlorophyceae, Sphaeropleales, Selenastraceae. Gene Ontology annotation, biological process: rRNA base methylation; tRNA methylation. Gene Ontology annotation, molecular function: catalytic activity; iron-sulfur cluster binding. The transcript has 4 exons.
AUGGGCUUGAAGGGCAACCUGACUGCCGGGGAGAUUGUUGAGCAGCUAGUGCACGCGUUGAGGGUGGCAGCCGUCAGGAACGUUGUGUUCAUGGGCAUGGGGGAGCCCCUCAGCAACUACGAGGCGGUGGUGGGCGCAGUGCAAAUGAUGACGGACCCGCGGUUGUUCGGCCUCAGCCGGCGCCACGUGACCGUUUCUACGGUUGGUGUGGUGCCGCGCAUACGCGAGAUGGCCAAAGACCUGCCGGGGGUGAGCCUGGCGCUGUCGCUGCACGCGCCCGAUCAAGAGCUGCGGCGCACGAUCGUGCCGAGCGCGCGGGCAUACCCCCUGGAGCGCCUGAUGGCGGCGGUGGGCGACUACCAGGCAGCUUCAGGGCAGCGCGUGUUUGUGGAGUACGUCAUGCUGGCGGGCGUCAACGACUCGGAGAACUGCGCCCACCAGCUGGGCCGCCUCCUGGCCGGCAGGGACAUGCACAUAAAUCUGAUCCCGUGGAACCCUGUUUUGGCUGGCGACGGCAUCAUCUUCUCUGCGCCUGCACCUGGGUCCGUCGACGCGUUCCGGUCUGCAGUCAGGGCGUACGGACUGAGCGUGACUGUUCGGCAGGAGAAGGGGCAGGACAUCUCGGGCGCGUGCGGGCAGCUGGUGAUAGACACCUCGCAGCUGGCCGCACAGGGGCGGGCGCUGCAGGGGUUGCCGGGGCGCGCGAGGAGUUGCGGGGGCGCAAACGGGAGCGACGGCGGGGUGAAGGAUAUUGAGGAGUUGGCGGCUGCCGUUGAAUAA